This is a messenger RNA of Micromonas pusilla CCMP1545, 891 nucleotides long. RefSeq lists its product as uncharacterized. Gene Ontology annotation, biological process: rRNA processing. The record is from RefSeq and is a predicted model, not a curated record. The transcript has 2 exons. Lineage: Eukaryota; Viridiplantae; Chlorophyta; Mamiellophyceae; Mamiellales; Mamiellaceae. Bases 1 to 891 code for a protein of 296 amino acids.
AUGGCGACCGCCGCGGUCGGCGCCGCCGCCGCGCGGGGCGCGACGCCUUCGCCGCGACGCCGCCGCCAGCGCCCCUGCUCAGAAGAAGACAACACGCCGACGCGGUGGCGGUGGCGUCGCGUCGUCGUCGUCGCGGACGCGACGCGCGUUCGCGCGGGGAAGCGAAGCGAUUGGGACCUGCUGCACGACGAGCUUCGCGCGUCGUCGUCGUCGUCCUCCUCCUCCCAUCGCGUCGCGCUGGGCGUGGACUACGGCCGACGAAGGACCGGGCUCGCGGUGUCCUCCACCGGCGCGUCGCCGAUCCCGCUCGCGGUGAUCCCGUCCGUCCCGCCGCACGAGCUCGUGCGCGCGGUCGUGGACGCCGCGCGGAGGGAGCGCGCGACGGAGAUAAUCGUCGGGUUGCCGACGCAGCCCGCGGCGAGCGAGGCGCGGCGACGGACCGCGACGGGGCGAGCGCGCUCGUGCUCGAAGAAAAACUCGACUCACGCGGCGGCGCCCGCGGUCGUUGAGCUGCCGAGCGCGUGGCGCGCGACGGAUUCGACGACGACGCCGUUCGAGGACGCGGAGGCCGUCGCGGAGGCGCUCGGGAUGGACGAGCUGAGGGACGGGUUAACAUCGCUCGGGAUGAAAGCGGGCGGCGAUGAGCGCGAACGCGCGGCGCGCGCGUGGGCGCUGAUCGCCGCGGGGGGGGAUCUGCGCGCGGUUCCGGACGGGAUGUUCCGAGGCGGGGCGGUCGGGAAGCGCGAGAGGAUCGACGAGAAUAUGCGCGCGAUUCGCGGAGGACGUCGCCGACGUCGCCGCGUCGCACGGCCUCGCCGUCUACCUGUACGACGAGACGCUCACCUCGAGAGACGCGGAGGCGGCGGCGCUCGCGUCCGGGAGGGGGGGUAA